This is a messenger RNA of Daphnia pulex (common water flea), 6985 nucleotides long. RefSeq lists its product as uncharacterized. Lineage: Eukaryota; Metazoa; Arthropoda; Branchiopoda; Diplostraca; Daphniidae. The transcript is spliced from 7 exons. Gene Ontology annotation, molecular function: protein binding. The coding region runs from base 2754 to 6218 and encodes 1154 amino acids. The record is from RefSeq and is a predicted model, not a curated record.
CAUUUAAUCAGCCAUGCUUGUUUAAGAUAUCGAUAGAAAUUAAAAAUCGACCCCCUCCCCUAAAUCCCAAAACGAUCAAAACUGAUUUCUUACUCGCGCUCGACGGAUUUGCUAAAACGGAUUCAGGAUUGUAUUGGUAUAGUCUAAUAGAUCCGUGGAACAGCAGAUCGAGAUUAUUUUCAUAUCAAUCUGUUCGUCUCAACAAAUUUUAAAAUACAGCCUACCGCCUACCGCCUCCCUGGACGGAUAAGAUCAAAAUAAAAAUUGUCAUGAAACCCGCAGAAAGACCAAAAACCCGCCCUAAUACCAGAGGACCCUUUUGGAAGCCAAAAGGAAAUAUAUCCUGUCGUCCUCCAAAAGAAAUAGAAGAGAAAAAUAAAUACACAAGACUGCCGGAUGGCAUUUCUCCAUUUCUCAAUUCUCAAAGUUGAUUCCUUUUUUCGUGUUUACGUAACGUACGUGAAUGUUUUGAAAAGCGUCCUGGGCGCGAAAAUUUAAAAAAAUAAAAAAAAUCUACGGUUCGCUGUGCGUCUUGGCCUUGAUGCGUUAGAAUGGGAAAAACUCGGUGUGAAGCGAUUCGCUUGUAUAGACAGGCGAAAGAAAACGACUCUGAAACAUUGAGUGUACUUGAAUGACGUCAUACUCCCGGAGGUUGUUCAAUAGACCGUAAGGGGGAAGGAGGAGGUGGGAGGGAGUAGUAUCCGGUACUCUAGUCGUCAAAUGAAGGCAAUUAAAUAAGCCAAUGGCAACAGUUGCUCGAUAACGUUUAAAACUAAUUUGAUCCCGUCUCACGCGUUUGUGUGGGGACGAAUUUGCCAAUUUUCCACUUAACCUCCAAUUAAGUUUUUUUUUUUGUAGCUAGACAAUUAACAAUCGCUAUUUAAUUUAUAUCGUGUUGAAAACUUGAAAUGUCCCUGUUUUUUUAUUUGUUUGGUUGGUUGGUUUUUUACCAGGGAGGGGUUCUUUUCCGUCACGGGUUUACUAUAGACUCGGUCGUCGAGUUGUUUUACAGUUUUCUCGAGUUGCUCACGAAGGACGUGAGUUGGCCGGCUCAUUUUUUUUUUCCUCCAUGCGACUUUGUAUUCACGAUGUCAUUGAAAAAGGUCCGUUGCUUUGAAAGAAACCAAAUCAAACCUUUCGAGUUAACAAGGAAAAAUCAAACGGCGGGUGGUUAUAUGCCAUCAUCCAUUCUAAUUCAUCGGAUUGAUAAAUCAGUCCAGUUUCGCCCCUUUCGUUAUUCGAAACGAGUCACGAAAUCUAUGGGUGAUUCCAUCGAUCGUAAUAAGGCAAACACGAUUUUAUUUUUCACAAAAUUGUGAUUUGCUAUACCUCGUUUGUCGACAUGAUUCAAAUUGGUGUCUAUCACGUAAUGGCUGAUUUAAAAAAAAAAUUCCGAAUAUUUCCCCUGCGCCAUUUGCGAGCCCGCGUUGCUGGACACCGCAAAAAUCGACGGAAAGUGCCCGCAGUUGUGCGCACGGCCCUUUCGGUCGUCGUGCAAUCAGUUUGUGGGUGGCCAAUUAUGAACACGGACGCCCUUCAAACGGCGACCGCAAUAUAUAGUAGAGGCUAUUCGCCGUAGUAUAGAGACAUGGCGAGCGUGUGAACGGCACGCAUAAGAGCUGGACUUUUCACACCCACAUUUGUCGUCCCACAUUCGAACAAUCAAACACACGGGCAAUGGGUAAAGAGAGAGAGAGCCCCAUCGUUAUAAUCGCCCAGAUAUCAGCACACAAUCACAAAAGAGAAAUACAGUCCGCGUAGAGUAUACACAUUAUAAAUGGCUAUGUAGUAGCGGAAUGCCAUACAAACUACACAGCAGCGCUCUACACUCUAAUCAAUUGAGAAAUCAUCCUUGAACCAAACCGUGCCUUGUUUCUCUCUCUCUCUCUUUCUCGCUAACAAUAAAAUAUAUAGAAAGUCUAUUUCUUCUCUGCCCCCAUCGUUCGGGAGCUGCUGCUGCUGCUGGUCCGACCGGCCACUAAUUGCCUCGGUGCGCUAUACAGCCAACCACCGAUCAUCAUUCACGAUCGGAGAAUUCCAUUUUUUAUUAUGGAUAUCUCUCUCGGAGAAAUGUUGGAUGGCCAACGAACAAUAGGCCUUUGUGUGCGUGUACCUACAGGUGCGCCACCCUCCAACGUAACCACCAAGUACCUCCCCCCUCGUUGUGUAUACGUACCUCCGCUAUAAAAGUUAUAUUUUUUCUUCCCUUGGAGAUAGCUGUUGGCCAACUUCUUCUGCCGAGCAAUAGCAACACUACUACUCCAUUAUUCUUUUUCUACCCUGUGAAUAGUGUAGUAGUAGUGUAGUAUACAGCCAUCUCUCCUCCCCUUCUAGACACUUUGCUCACCAGCCUUGUCUUGUGUAUCAAAAAGUACGGGCCUCUCAUCGUCAUUCCGUCAGUGAAUCGGAUUCCGUCAUCGGUGUCGGAUCGUUUUCUCUUUUCCUUCGGUGCGCGGACCGACAUUCUCGGCAUUCCACAACAACAAGGACGGAUCGUUGCUUUUAAAAGUCGUUGUGGGUGUUUGUUACUUUGACAAUAACGUCGACGACGUUUUUUUUUAAAAAAAAGUGUCGUCAUUUGCAUCGCAGUUACACACACAAGUCGUGAAAACAACGAAUUUCAAAAACGGUUAUUGCGUCAUUUUCUCCGACUGGGAAAAGUAGAAACUAUUUGAAAAAGUUUUCUGUUUAAGGACAAAGGGGGGAAAAGAAAAAUCCUGUUAAGAGGUUUUUUUUCCCAGUGAAAUCGCGAAAUGUUUACCAAUGAAACUACAAGUUGGCGACGCGCUCCGUUGCGUCACGGCCAGCAUCAGCAUCCGGCGUGCGGCGGUGACGACGGCUCUUGUGUCACCGCAACUACCGAAUCGACCACAUCUUUCCCAAUCAACCGAGGCUCCGUCCUUCGCAUCAAAUCCAUUCCAAACGGUGGGCCCAUCUCUUGUUGUUGCUGUUGUCGUAGCUCUGACGGCUGGACCGACUGCAGAACUCACCACCCACCACCACCGACGGCCGGAGUCAUCAAUAACUCCGGUGGCAAGCCUCCAGGUGGCCAUUUUGUACAUCCGACGACUACCGUUCAAGUCACGAUGCGCUGGUUCCGAAAAGGAUCGGAGGACAACGCCCCUCGAUUGAUCAGCCUGUCGCCGCUCCGACAGUUGGACUCGGCGGCUGCGGCCGAUGCCGAGGUCGCCGGCGUCGGCCAGUGGGCCAACUACCACCACCUGCGGCACAGAAAUGACCAGGACACGGCAUCCACCCUGGAUCUGCCAAUCUCAUCCGGUCACACCAUCCAGCACCGCCGCUCCAGGUCGGCUUUGUCGGACAACAUGUCGGCAGAGCGUUCCAGCGCCUUCGCCGACCACCACUCCCAGCAUCACCUUCCCUGCACGCUGAAGAGGAAGCCGGCCGUGAGGCGACGUAGCGGAGGCAAAGGUUCGUGCGGAUGGCGAUCGUCCAUGUCAUCGGCCUCGUCGCCCCGGUGUCUUUCCAGCGCCGCCCUGGCCUUCCCGCCAGCUGUGCCCAAGGUGCCGGUCACUGCGGCUCAUCGCAAUUUCACGACGACCGAAGGGUCAUUCGUCCGGCCGCAGCCGACGCCGCGGGUCCGCUACGCCAACCGAGUCCCGCUCCAGUACGACGAAACCAACGACGAGGACAACGAGAGCGAGGAAUGGAUCCGCUUGUACGGACUCUGCACAACAGAUGGCGGCACCGUCUCGGCGGCCACUGGCCGUCGCCUCUCGCCCAUCCGGGCCUUCGGUCAGAACCACAGGAGAACGGCCAGCCUGGACAACAUCAUCGAUGGAUGUAACGACAGUUCCUCAACGCCAUCGAUGACGUCCAGCCGAAGAAAUCGCUUGAGGGCCCAACCGGCCGACUACCAGCCGGCCGCAGUGGUCCAGAAUCGAUCGCGGCCUCCUUGCUGGAGUCCUCAGCGCUACAUGAGCAUCAACAAAGGAUCGAUAUCCUCACCAAAGAGUUCGGUCGAUGAGAAAUUGUUGGCGAUGAAACCGCUGGACGACGUAACUCCCACGUCCAGCCCGGGGUUAUUCAAGACCAAACUGAAAUCCAUCUCGGACAAGUACCUGAAGAAUCCGGUGGCCGGAAUGGUCACCAACGGCAGAGACACGUUGACCGGCAGUCUGCUCAAUCGCAUCCGAAACCGUCAGCACCACCAUCCCAUGAAGGAAGGCGAAACUCCGGAGAAGGCCAACCGGAGUAGUUUCCGCAGCUUCUCGUGCAGUACGCUGCCCUCGCUGGAUGAUUUCCACCGGAAGAGACUUUUGGCGGCGUCCAGCUCUGCUGGCGCUGCAGCCAACACCUCAUCCGAACUGCAGGACGAGCUGGAUUCGCCCAACAGUCCCAUCGUGUUGCGGGGCGAGCUGGGCGACAGUGACAGCGGGAUUGUUCCCGAAUGGUCCGACUCCAGUUCCAUCUCCGAAUCGUCCUACAUCCGCCACUAUCAACCUUGCCAGCUUCUCUCCUCUUGGCGGAAGCCUCAACCCAAAGUGCGACGCUCCCUGUCGCCCAUCUUCCAGUACCGAGCCCUGAACACCAACAACAUUUCCGUCGAUCAGGUGGAUUCCUCGGUCGUUACCGUCUCCUCUCCUGGACUGCUAUCCACUUCCGGCGCUUACGAGACUCUCUGGCCCAACGAGGAAUCCGAACCGCCAGUUCCCGAACACCAUUCCAUCUUAUCGUCGGCCGAUUCCACUUCGGCCGCCAACGGAUCGGUGGAAGACUCGGACGACAUUGCUCCCGUUCGUACCUCGUCGCCAUCACCGGCGGAAGACGAGGAGGAGACGUCGUCCGAUUGCGACGAAGAAGAUCGUCAUGUGGUUCACACGACACGAAUUCACAUCGAAUAUCCGCCACCGCCGUUACCACCUGCGUCCGAGCCUUCGCUGCCGGCCAAAAAAGCGGAUCACUCACCUCAUUACUUGACGGCAUCGCUGGAUAGGCGGGCCGUGUCCAGAGGCAAAUCCUCGUCGGCCGGCAAAGUUGACAGCAACGGAACAACGUCCGUUCACCUCAUCAAAAUCGAGCGUGAUUCGGACAAUUUGAAAGCCGAGCUAGGCAUUUUCAUAGCGAAAAAGAAGCUGACCAGAGGCAGCAUUGGUUACCUGGUGGCUCACAUUGUACCUGGAGGACUAGUCGCUCGGGAUGGCCGGCUCCAAUUGGAUGACGAAAUCGUCAACGUGAACGGCCGCCGACUUCGCAAUUUGUCGAUGGUUCAGGCCAGCGCCGUUCUGCGUUUGCCGGUGCCCGUCGUCGAGAUGGUCGUAUGCCGGGGCGGAGACUUGCGGGCCAAACGUCGUUCGGUCGACGACAUGCUGCAGGAGAACGCGGCGACAAUCAUCCUGGUCAACGGAGACUCCAAGCCCGUCCACUCGCGUCCGCCGAUGGAUGAGGAGCCCUGUUACGAGAACGUGAUUCUACCGCCAGAUGGCGACACGAUGGUUCAUCGUCUGCAUCAGCAACAGCAACAAAAGUCGCCGCCGCAACACCUAGAUGACUCUGGCGUGGAGAUUAGCGAGAGCGGCAGCUGCAGCUCCGGUUCUCACCUGGAAGCCGACGGUCUCCUGGAAUCGGCACCGUCGACCAAUGGGAGCAGCGGCGGCGGAUCCUUUCGCCGCUCUUCUCAGGUCAGAAAGGCGUUGAACCCGGAUAAUAAUGACCCAUCGGCCAGCAGUGGCGACAGCAGCGUCUCGACCACCUCCAGUCGAACUUACAGCGUCAACAUUGGUGGCGACCUGGCUGAUAGCAGUUGCCCGGCUGGCGCCAACGCCCAGCAGUCCGGCAAGGGUCCGAAAAAAGGUUCCGACUUUUGUACGCUGCCGCGCCGGCCUCGCACGCAAAUCUCGCACUCGUUUUACACAAUCGUCUACGAGAAAGGCCCGGGCAAAAAGAGCCUCGGCUUUACCAUCGUCGGCGGCAUCGAUUCGCCGAAAGGUCCCAUGAGCUUCUUCGUCAAAACGAUUUUUCCAAACGGCCAGGCAGCCGACGACGGCCGACUAAUUGAAGGUGACGAAAUCCUGGCCAUUAACGGAACCGGCCUCGAAGGACUCAGACACGCUCAGGCCAUCGGUUUCUUCAAAGCCAUCAAGACGGGCAACGUGGCCCUGCAGAUCUGCCGCAGGUUGAGACGCAACCAAAUGAGUCCCGACAAAUCCCGGUCGUGCAACGAUCUGCUCCAAGACACGGGCGACAACGACAGCUGAAUAUAAACUCGGCCCCACGGAUCGCCAUGAAUACGUCAGUGAUGGGUGAACUUAUCCUCCUCGAUCGCAAUCACCGGGCAACCGUCUCUUGUAUCCUUAUAUACAUAUUCCAACUUAUUUUUUUCUUUUUUUGGCUUUCGGGGGUUCGAUAUUUUUAGAACCGAGGAGAAAAUGUAUGUAAACGCGUCCGUCCGUCAACUGGUAGACUGUCUGUCACUUUGACGACGCAGGAGGGCCGCUGGCUGAUCCUUAUAAUAUUCAAAAUCUUUUCAAAAAUGUCUACCUUGAAUUGUAAUCUAUGCGGUACAUCUAUCGAUUUUUUGCGUAGUAUUUGUAUACAUAAUGUAUAUCCCACUUUCCCUCUGUCAGAUAUGAUUUCUCUUAUAUAUUUAUAUAGAAAGAAAGAAAAAAAAAGAGCAUUUUUCGAAAUGUGUAAAUCAUAAUAUUUUCCCUUUUCUUUCUUUUUCAUUUUUUCCUGCUGGCUGAGGAAAAGGACAGACAUGUCCCACGAUAUCUGUACAUGUGUAUCGGCGUUUAGUCAUUGCGUGUUCGCAAGUUUUUUUUUCUCUUCUUUUAACUAUUUCAUCCGUCGUGAAUGUCUGCCCGGCUGUCCCGUUAUUCUUUCUUUCUUUCAUUCUCUCUACAUGUAGCAUAAUGCUCGAUCGUUUUCAUUCAAUGUGUUUGUGUGUAUAUAAAUUGGCUGUCGUGUUAUGUGUAAUGAACUAUUCAAAACAGCAACAACAAAAAAAGAAAAACAUUUUUCACGA